GUAGAAUAUUUACCUUUAUUCCAGUAUCUAACCUCAUCUAUAUGGACGGGAAACAUAGAGAUAAGAUAGAUGCUGAGGAUAUCCAGGAGGUUCUAGCCUACCUGGAGCCUCUCAUACGAGGUCGUCUUGUUCAACCGAACCAGGAGGAACUUCUUCAAUCCUUUAAAGAAACGGAUGGAGGUUGGGGUCAUUGUAAGUUUAUGGAGGUGAUGAGAACCCGCCUGAAGAGAGAGAUGGGAGACAUGGUCAGAAUGGAAGUGAUGAAGGUUGUACAGACUGGAGAACUGACUCCGAUAUCCAUGCAAACCAUAGCUCCGCAAGCAUUGAAGAGAAUAAUGGAGAGCUCCGAGUGGAGAAGUUUGGUAAGUAAAACCUCUUCUGAGGUUCAUAGAGAGAGCUUAGUAGCAGCGGAUAAUAUUAGGAUGGAUUGGAAAGUUUCAAAUAAACCAGGAUUAGGAGAUAGUUUAGGAUCAACCUGGAACCAGUCAAACUUCGUCUUCAUGCAGGAGGAGCAGAUUAAACAGGUUGUACUACAGGUCUCAGGAGGAGAUGGAGAUCAAGCCAGGAUUCAAGCUCUCAACACUCUUCUCCAAACACAGGUCACGGAUUUGAUCGGAGGAGAACAUUGGAGUAAACUAAAAACUGGAUUAAGAAAAGCACUUGCAUCAACAGAUAUGAAAAUAUGUAUUCUUGCUCUCCGGGUUCAUUCCAGAAUACUGUUCAGCUCAUCACAUUUUGGGGUUAAAGAGUCGUAUACUAAUCUUAUAGAAACUGUUCUAGGUUGGUACAAUGAUAGAAAAUACCUGAACCUUCUCCCUGUAACCGAGCUACGUGAAAACUAUCCUCUACAUCACAACCUUGUAGCAGUUCUAUCUCUGAUAUGUGCGGAGAGCAGAGAACUUCCAAGAUCAUGGAUACGAUAUCCAAAAAAAUACGUGAGUGAGAUGAUAGAUAAAAUGAUAGAACUGAUCUCCUGUAGAUCGGAGAUAGUUCUCUCUCCGGCUCAUAUUUUAGCAGUUCUUGACCCUAAUAUAACCUGGAUAACAGAGUGGUUUCACACAUUUCUGUCCAGGUCCUGUUUUCUUGUCAAGCUCUCUAAACAAACUCGAUACCUGUCAAGUAUUGUGGAGAACCUUCUAGAGAGAAUGGAAACAAAGGAGUUUAUGAGCUGGCAGGAGACAGGAAAGGAUGAGAACAAUAUACAAGACGAAACCUCUCAACUCAUAUCCGGAGAAACAAUAGAGUAUAUGAUAUUCACAUACAACCUUAGGUUUAUAUCCAAGAUUAUUUCGUAUAUACACGGACGGGACCUUAUAUCAAGAGGGUCUUCUCUCAUAUCAUCAAUGUCAAAUUUCCUAUUUAUGGAUAGACUAGCAACUGAUCCAGGACGCAUUGUCUCGAACUGUUUGAAGCAAAUAUUUGAAUCCAAUCCAAAGUUAUAUCACGAAGAUAUUACGUCAAUGAUAGAUCGGCUGUGUGGUUCCCAAUUAGAGUUAGAAACUAUAAAAAAUGUUGUUAACUCUGUCCCGUUGAUAAGUCUAGAACUAGACCGUGUCCCAAAACUAUUGCAGUUCUUGUUGGAUUCUGUUGAGAAGGAUUCCGAGGAUAUCUUGUUCUCCUUGACCCUGGAACUCCUCCAGUCUCUGUUACAUCAGCUUCCGGUCAGAACCUUAACCAUCUUUCAAGCAUUGUGUCAGGCAGUUUUCAAUAUAGGCAUGAUCCGGAGCCUGGAACCCAGGGAGCAGGACGCGUUGUCAGAUUUAUACAGAUCUGUUGGUUUCUUCUCAUCCCAACCUGAAGGUUUGGUUCAACAACCAGACAUCAAUCUUUUGCAAUUCAUGAAUUCACCAGGUUUAGAGGAGGAGAUGAAAAUUCUCUGGACAUUUAUUUCCGGAGACAAGGAUCCUGGAAGACAAGGGUUCGGAGACUUUGAAGACGAUAUAAACCAAAUCCUGACCAGGAUCGGUCAAGCAAUUCUGUCCAGAAACUCGAUCAAGGAUUGCUGGAUUUUAUUUGAUUUCCAGGAUGAAAGAAUGGAGAAUGAUGUUUAUCUAACCAGUGUUCUAAGAUUAUUAAUCAUUGGUUCAACUAAAACUGAUCUUAAGGUGGAGAUGAAUAUCCUAGGUUUAAAAGAGCAGGCGGAGCAAGAGCUAAAUACUUGUUUCACGGAGGAGGAUGUUAUUCUAGAUGAGAAAUAUUUUCUCCUAAAAUAUCUUCUGCUAGUCCUGGAAGGUAUUGCUGGUCCAACGGAGAAAAACCUACCUGAGAUAACGAAUCCAAUCCUGGAACUCAAGCCUAAGAUAAAUGAUAAACCUUGUCGAACCCCAAUCGUUCCGUCUAAACAUCUUCUCCAGCUUAUAGACUGGGUUAGGAAAGAGUCCUUGUAUGAUAUUGGAUGGAUUGAUGAAUCUCGAACUUUACUCCGAAGCGUGCUAGUCCACACAACCUGCUCCUUAGAACCGGGUUUAGUUAGUCUCCUUCUCCAGGGAUACACUAAAUCCUCAGCAAUAGAACACUUUGAAACUAUCUCUGAAGAUCUCUCCGAGAAUGAACUCAGCCUGUGGAGCAUGAUCCAUGAGUACGGUCGGAGAACACUAGACCUGGAGACAGACAAGGAAACCUUGAUCAAGGUUGCUCAGUAUGGUUUAUCCUUAUCUGGGAAUAGUUGUUUUAUUGGAACCUUGUUCCUAAUGGCAGGUGGAGACGAAACCUUGUCUUGUGAUCUAGUUUCAUCCUUGGCUGGAACUAUGCUGUGGAACGCCUAUGCGAACAAGAAGCUAGGAGACUGCGUAGAGUGGAUUCUCAGAGAAGAAGCUGCCAGGAUAUUUGUUAGAUUAGAUAGUUCUAAUAUAUCUCCAGCUGUUAUAGCUAAUUUAUGGAUUCAACAAAACUUCCUCUCAAUCCUUGACUUUCAGGAUCUGGUCUCCUGUAUGCUGGUCUGGAUCCUACAAGGAGCUGAUUAUCUAGUCUAUACAAUAGUAUCAUACUUCUCUCACGUUCUCUCCGGACUAGAGAAUAUUGGAACCUACCAGCUCCAGGAUAUAUUAACCUAUAGGAAAACUAACUUUAAACCUGGAGAUUAUCUUUCAUUCAUGGAAACCCUGGCUAGUAAACACAGGAACACUGUACUUAAAUUUUUAGCUACUUCGGACCAAUAAAAUCAUUUCAUUUUUAAA
Eurytemora carolleeae is the source of this 3176-nucleotide messenger RNA. Its product is annotated as protein broad-minded. NCBI's taxonomy places the organism in Eukaryota, Metazoa, Arthropoda, Copepoda, Calanoida, Temoridae. The transcript has 2 exons. The record is from RefSeq and is a predicted model, not a curated record. Bases 42 to 3158 code for a protein of 1038 amino acids.